AUGUGGAGGUCAACCGGAACGGAGGAGCGGGUUCCCGUGAUCUGUUGGGGGAGAAAGACAGGGGGGGUGGCCGUGGGAGACACAAAUUGGGGCGGAGCACUACUGGGGAAAUGUGCGGGGCGGGGGUUGUGGGGGGCCGUGGCAGUGGAUGGUGGGGAGGGGGGGUUUGGGGUGGGCGGAAUUAUGCUGUGGGUGUGGUGGCGCGGGUGUACUGAUGAGAUGGCUGGAGGGGGUGUGUGGGGGCUGUAUGAUGAGGCGCGGGGUGUUCGUGUGGGGGUGCUAUCCGAUGGGGGUGUGUGGUGGUGUAUGAUGGGGGUGUCGUGUGGGGGUGUAUGA
Knipowitschia caucasica is the source of this 336-nucleotide messenger RNA. NCBI's taxonomy places the organism in Eukaryota, Metazoa, Chordata, Actinopteri, Gobiiformes, Gobiidae. The record is from the annotation of a GenBank genome assembly.